This is a messenger RNA of Exophiala spinifera, 1986 nucleotides long. RefSeq lists its product as uncharacterized. NCBI's taxonomy places the organism in Eukaryota, Fungi, Ascomycota, Eurotiomycetes, Chaetothyriales, Herpotrichiellaceae. The transcript is spliced from 4 exons. Gene Ontology annotation, molecular function: zinc ion binding; DNA binding. The record is from RefSeq and is a predicted model, not a curated record. The coding region runs from base 1 to 1986 and encodes 661 amino acids. Gene Ontology annotation, biological process: DNA-templated transcription.
AUGCCAGCUACUGCGAACUCGGGUAGCCCGCCCGUAUCCUCGGUAUCGUCAAAACCUCCACAGACACCUUCUAGUCGAGAACUUGUGGACAGUGUCGUGAUAACCCGUGGUCAUUGGAGCCGUGAGGGCUCCAAUGGCCAGCGGCGCUACUUUAGACCAAACAGCAACGCUGUCCAUCUCUAUGCCAACAUGAUUCACAAAACCACUCUAGCCUCGUUCGACAACGAAUGUAUCAAUGCGAUCCGCUUGGUACCUCCUGAUUCUCAGGAGUACCUUAUGAAUCUCUACUGGACUCAGAGCAAUAAUAUACUCCCGGUGGUUGAUAAGGAAGCUUUUAUGAAAGACCGCACAAGCAAUCAACACGCCAACUACUCUCCGUUUCUUCAUCUUUGUAUCUUAGCCACGGGUUUUGGCUAUUCAGACAAGGGGCGACCCGAGCUUAAGAGUCUCUUAAUGCCAAACUUGUCCGAGAAUGUCCUUGAACGUGAGCUGCGUCGCUUGGCCGUGGUUGAGGUCGACCGGCCUCAGGGGAUGCGUAGUAUUCAAGCUCUGCUCCUCUUAGGCCGGCUUGAAUGCAUGGCUGGACGUGAAAAUGCAGGUUGGCUGUACAGCAGCUUGGCCCAUCGACUCACGUUUGACUUCGGUCUGCACUUGGACGUUACUGGCCUCGAAGUAUCCGAAAGAGACUUGCAGACCCGACGAAUUGUCCUGUGGGCUUGUGUGAUCAGUGACCGCAUCUGGAGCCUUUAUUCCGGCAGACCACCAUCAAUUGAUCUCGACGAAAUAUCCAAGUCUGUACGAUCGCCUUUUGAGCUUAACAUCAGCUCUCUAAGCAGUUUAGAAUGUCAAAUAUACGGUCAUUUGGUGUCACUGCUCUCGAUAGGAGGGAAGAUAAUGCCCCGUGGAAAGGAUGAUGUGACCACAGAUUUCGCGACAUUAAUGUCUCUGGAUCAGGAGCUAGAGAUCUGGCAUUCCAAGCUCCCAGAAGCUCUCAAGUGGCAACCCAGCAACUGGGCAUCAGCUCCGACGAGCUUGUUUCACCUCCAUCAGCAAUAUCACACUAUACUUAUUUUGUUGCACAAACCAUUUGCUACGUUCGACUCUUACCUCGGAGGCACCAGGAGUGGCAGCUCCAGCAGUCUAGAAACUUCUCUCAAAGGCCACUGUGUGGUGCACUGUCGGAGCAAAUGCCUUGACCACGCAAUGUCAGUCUCAAGGAUCUUAAACAAGUCUCACAGUCGCUCGAAGGAACUUCCAACCUUUGUAACUGGGAUCGAACACGCAAGCAUUGCAGCUGCAGCCUUGGUGGCGUCUCUAUUGUGCAUGAGCGAUGCGAAAGAAAGAAUCAAGCCAUUGAAACAUCUCUACUCACUGAUCGGUACACUACACAUGAUGGACAGCAUCCAGGCUAACGCAAAGGGAAUUGCCGCCGUGCUUCAGGCAAUGAUUGAUGACAAUGACUGGGAUCUGUUGCUUGAUGAAGAAGAAGAUGACUUCCACCCCUCGUCCCUAUAUGCUCGGUGCCGACAAAAGCGCAGCAGCAGCAAUUCCGGGUAUCAAGAGCAGCCACAAGCUAAAAGGGAGAGAGUGACAGACCAGACUUCGCUCAAAACGCAGAGCCUACAGGGCUCUGGCCCCAGUGCACAUGCUGAGAAUGGCGCCACGUUGUCCAACGAAAUGUUAACUGACCCGCCAGCGUCGCCACCUCGAAUGCUCGGGCGGACCCUUUCCGCAGUCGAUAAUGAUUUGGGCACGAGUUUGAGUUCUAUAGGUGUAUCAAAUAUCGGGAUUACCACCACCGACAUUCCAGAGGGCAGCCCGUUCUUUUUCUCGAACCAUGAAAGUGGUGUUGAUUUCUCUUUCAUGCAGCCACUUUCGUGGGAUUCCUUCUGCGAUUCCAGUUUCGUCCGAAACAUGACGCUCACUGCGCCCUCCGAUGGACCUGUCUCCAUGACUCUGGACGGAGACGAUUCUACCGACCUCUGA